This is a messenger RNA of Daphnia magna, 6817 nucleotides long. RefSeq names its product protogenin. Gene Ontology annotation, cellular component: axon; plasma membrane. The coding region runs from base 404 to 4558 and encodes 1384 amino acids. Gene Ontology annotation, biological process: cell-cell adhesion; axon guidance. Gene Ontology annotation, molecular function: protein binding. The record is from RefSeq and is a predicted model, not a curated record. The transcript is spliced from 6 exons. NCBI's taxonomy places the organism in Eukaryota, Metazoa, Arthropoda, Branchiopoda, Diplostraca, Daphniidae.
GGACAACUCGAGUCAGUUGUCCGUGAGGCGUCCAACUGUUAACAUCGCAAUCUCUCUCUCUCUCUUUCUCUGCGUUCUGUGUGUGUGUGUGUGUAAUGUUACAACAACUACCAUUUAAUUAAACUCUUCUCUUUAUAUUUGUAGUGCGUGUGUGCAUCAUUGGAUUUCGUCAUUCAAAAUACGAAAAAAAGUGACGAGAAACGAAUAAAAACUGUGUGACGACACAAUCCAUUGGAUUUCUGUGUUAACACAUUUCCCCCUCAACAAAAAAAAAAACGAAUUAAAAGAGAGAAUAAAAAAAACAUUUCCAGUUAUCCUUAUUUCCAUGUUGUGUCGUCAUAUCAUCUGCCUGCAGUGUGUGUCGUCGUCGUGUGUGUGGUCGCUCUCAUGAAUCUCAGGAUAUAUGGCGCCGUUGCGUCUCAUCAGCCUCCACCUGCUCUUGGCGAGUUGGUGGAUGAUUGCCUCUCUCAUCAAUGCAGCCGAUUUCUAUGACGCAUCAGCAGACCCUGGUGGAACGACGUUGAGUUUCAGUCACGAGCCGGACGAUGUGGUGGUGGCGCGCGGUCAAAGCGCCCGACUCGAUUGCCUAGUCCGUCUACCUCCUUUCCCCUCUGUCGACGAACGGAACGGCACAAGUCAUUUAGACGAACCUAUUGCCUUUGAUAUUCAUUGGUUCCAGGAUGGAAUACCCAUCGUUUUACCUGAUGCCAGACGACAUCUUUUAGCCAAUGGAUCUCUUUAUUUCGACAAGGUGUUGCAUAAGCGACCUGGACGCUCGAGUUCUGACGAAGGGAUUUAUAACUGCCUGGCACAGCAAAGACAAACAUCGAGCAGCUCUUCGUCUGCGGGAGCUUUCGUUUCGCGAAAUGUUUCCGUACGAGUUGCAGUGUUGGCGAGAGAAUUUACAACGUGGCCAAAUGACGCGACAGUAGAAAUGGGCGAUCCGGUGAGAUUUGCCUGUGAAAUUGAAUCGAUGCCGGAAGCGGAAAUCACCUGGGAAAAGGAUGGCGUGGCCGUCGUCACUGUCACCCAAACAGAUAAUCAGCAAGAUGGCGACAAUGGAACCGACUCUAUCAACGGCUCUCCCAUUCAUCCGCGAUUCGUUAAACUCGAAUCGGGAAAAAUCCUGCACAUUUACAAUGUCCAGCCAGAAAACGCUGGCAAUUACAGAUGCGUCGCUCGAAAUGAAAUGGCCGAAAAGGAAAGAAAGAGUCAAGCUGGACGAUUGGUUGUUUCAUCGGACAAUGCUCGUCCAAAUCGAUUAGCGCAAUUCAUUUCACCGCCUCCGGCCAGUGACUUGUGGGUCGUCCAGGGAGGCAACGUGACGAUCGAAUGCCUAGCGACAGGCAUAAACACUGCGGUCAAAUGGGUCCUCAAUUCGACGACGUCGUUACCAGCAACCGGACCUGGUUAUUUAGCGUUGACGGAUAUCCAUCCGAAUAUGGCCGGCCAUUACAGUUGCGUGGCAAUUACGGCAGGCAGCAACGUUGCCAGCACGUCAAUUACCCAGUCGACAGUGGUCCACGUUGCCACUGUGCCGCAAUUCAUUCGACUACCCAAGUCGCAAGUGUUUCCCACCGCCAAAACGGUGCGUUUCGAAUGCGAAGUCACCGGAAUUCCGUCGCCAGAAAUCCGCUGGUUCAAGGAUGGGCGGAUCGUUCCGAUUGGCGGUCGAAUCAAAAACCGGAUACGCAAUGGUGGGGCAUUUUCUGAACUGGUUCUGUCGAACACGGUGACGGGUGAUUCGGGCAUCUACCAGUGCCAGGCCAGCAAUCGAGCCGGUGUCGUCUCUGUUUCUGCCCGUCUUCUUGUCAACGUUUCGGAAGGCACCCGGCCGGAACCGCCUUCGAACCUGAAAGCGGUGGCCUUGACUCCGACGGCCGUCCUGUUGACGUGGGAUCCGCCGCGCAACGUGCCCGUCGAGGACGUCAAAGCCUACACGGUUCACUAUAUGCCUCUGGCGGCGGCUGGUCAACACGCGGCCACAUCCAACAACGAGGAAUUGCAAGAAGUGGCCACCACCUCCAGCCACAGGAUCGAAAACCUCAAACGAAAUGCCAAUUAUUCCUUUUACGUUCGAGCCUAUGUUCGAAAGUCGGCAUCGGAUCCGUCGGACAAGCUCAUUUUUAAUCCAGCCAUUUUGAUUCAAUCGAAAGAUCAACCGGAGUCGUCGCUGCCGUCAUCGUCUCUACCUCGUCCCACGCCCAGGACUUUACCUUCGCCCACGGCGCCCAACGUGACUCUCCUCCCGCUCACUCCCAAUACGCUGAAAGUCACGUGGCGUCGGUUCAGCUCUUCCUCCUCCACCACCUCCGCAUCAUCUUCCGUCUCGUUUUACAAAAUUCAAUAUCGGCGUCAUCGAGCCAAGGAGUUUGACAUUGAAGUCGUCAAGGGAGACAUUCACGAGUACACCAUCACUGGAUUACAUCCAGGCCGGAAGUACGACGUCCGUGUCUUGCCCGGCAGCAUGAAUGGGGCCGGAUCUGGACAGUGGUUCACUGUCGAAAUGCCCAGAGUGAUGGCCGAUGCCGGAAGUAGCCCAACCUCGCCGCAGUCACUUCCGUCGGCCGUCAUGGAACUUGUGACGGCCAAUUCCACGUCCGUUUUCGUGACGUGGCAGAAUGUGGGCGUCGUCGGCCGUCCGACGCGAGCAAACAUCCACUUGACUUACAGAAUCCAGGGCAGUCGAGAGACCAGUCCUGUUGUCAUCCUUCCAACAGCUUCCGGCUCUCGAUGGAUCGCUGGUCUCAAACCUGGAUCCAUCUACGAAUUUCAAUUGAUCAAUAACGACAGCGAGGAUGGACCGUCGACUGUGACCAGCACCAUCCGGACAUUGUGGGACGCUGGAUUCGAACACGAAGAGGAGGACACGGAUUCAGAACCGAUGCCCAUCCGGAUGGAGGCGAAAGUCGUGUCCAGCACCGCCAUCCAAUUGUCUUGGUCCGUGCUGCCACCGGAAAACGCGGCCAAUAUUCUUUACUACACCGUCCGCUACGUGGCCAUUCCGACGGAAUCGACCAGCAAUGCGGUGCCGACGCCAUCAUUUAUCCGCACCACCGCAAAUCAAUUCCAGCUGACCAAUUUGACAGCUUUCACUCUCUACCGCAUCAGCAUCCGCUCGCACGACCGUCAGGGACGUUCCAGCACGUACAGCAGUCCGGCAACGGAUGCGCGGACAAUGGCCGACUUACCGGGUCCACCCCUGGAUGUUUCCUUUUCCGUUGAGUCGAGUGCCGGAACAACAACAACAGGCCAACUGUUCUGGAAGGCUCCCUACCCCGUCAAGGGAAACAUCCUCGGCUACGCCAUAUUGAUUUCCGUCGAUCCGGAAGCGCCAAUCGACACUUGGACGAGGAAAGAAGAGCCUGGAGUUUGGCUGAGAAGUCAACUUCGAGCGCUCGUUCCUGGAACGGUGUACCACGUGCGGAUGCAGGCCCGCACGUCCGUCGGUUGGGGCCCUCUCACGGCCGCACUGGAGUGCCCUUUCCUUCCCGCCGAAGGGACGGGCAGCAUCAGCUCAGUGACGGACGAAAAAUCGAACGCCAACAACGAUGCGGCCGUCCGUUUCAGUGAGCAAUACCUGGGCGCUUUUAUCGGUUUGGCCGUCAGUGUCGGAUUGGCUAUCGCCUGUUCGCUCAGCAUGCUGCUGCGAGCGCGUUGCAUCAAGCGCAUGUCUCCGACGACGGAGCGUCAUCCAUCUCAACUGGCCAGUUCAUCUCAAGUGCAGCAAAUUCCAUCGUCGGCCGACGCAGUGACGGCCAGUGUAAACGGAUUGGCCAACGGUCGUUUGCAGCAGCAGCAGUGCCAUCAAAAGGAUCCGGUGAGGCGCAACGGUUCGUUGAGGAACAGCCGAGAGCGAUCGGACGAUGCGGCCCUGUUGGAAAUGGAAGCGUUUAUUCCGAUGUUGGCCACCAUUCCGCUGGAAGAAAUGCCUUCUCAUUUGGACACGAAAGGAGGCUAUCCAUCAGGAUCUCGUUUUAGUGUAGCCGGAAGAAUAAUUACGCCUACUAAUUACGCAACCGAGACGGCGAUGACGAUGAUCAGUCGCAAGGAAGACAAUGAGGACGAAGACGACGACGAAGAUCGCAGUGAACUGCCGCUGUUGUCUCUCUCUUGCAGUGUAGUCGGUCAUCCGGCCGGAUUAGAUGGAACCAUCCUGUCGCAAGCGACGGAAACGACGUGUUUGAGUUUAGAUUACCCGAGCCGUCGGAGACGAAGUAAACAUCAGGGUUCGUUGCACAGUCACGACGACGACGACGGUGACAGUUCGUUGCACAGUUUGGAUAGUGGAACGACAAGCAGCAGCCAGCGCCAUCAUCGGAGGAGUAGUGAAGCAAUUAGUUGUACUAGUGAUGAGAGUAGUCGAUCCUUGCGGCAGGAUCAAGAAGAUACGGGUAUGUGUCACGCUGAUCACAACCAGAUGAUGAACGACUCAGGAUUAGUAGUGGUCACCAGUGGUGGAUUGAGUUCCAAUAGUAACAACAAUCGGAGCCAAACGACGCCGACGACGCCAAAGGGGACAGCAGACCAAGAACAACAGCUGGUCAUUUCAACCUGAAUAACAUAAAAAUUCUCUCCUUUUCCUUUCCCUUUUGUGUUUUGUUUCCAGCCCGUAUCCUUGCCUCCCACCCAUUCUCUCCUCCAACUUCUCUCUUUCUCAGCAGCCUCCCAGGAACAACAACAGUUACGGGUAUACCUGUCCAAGACGGCCAUCUUCCCCUCGAUACAUCUUCUUCUUCUUCCUCUUCUUCUUCUUCUUUCUGUGGAUAAUAAGGAAAUAAAAAAAAAACGUGUGUGUGUGUGAGUGUGAGUGAGAGAGAGGAAGGCAACACACGCGUCAAUAGAAUUAUUAUUUGCAUAUAUCCUCUUACCCUCCCCGUUGAAAAUAUCAAAUACGUAUUUGACAAUUUAAGCAUUUAACGCCUCUUUUGUAAUUUAUAUUAAAACAUCGCUUUUUUUUUUUCCCCUCUUAUCCCUGGAAAAAUUUUCAUUUUUUUUUUUUUCUCUGCCCCAUCCCGGUGAUGAUUUUUUUUUUUUUUGCCUUCUACUAUACCACGAAAAGAAAAAAUGUUCGUCGGGUUUGUUAUGUGUCUGUCAUAAAAUGAAAACGUUUUUCUUUGUGUCCCUUUAAUUCCCAUUUUAUUUCUUUUUAUAUCGUAGCGAGUCACACAUUAAAUUUGUUGUUGUUGUUGUCCAAUCCACCAGCAGAACCUCCACCACACGAAGAAAAAAAAAAAUCCGCGCUCAAAAUGCUCAAAGCAUUUCUCAGGACUCUACCCUACUAUUCUCUUUGUUCUCUCCAUUUACUGCUGUUUAUAUAUAUAUAUUUAUAUAUAUAUAUAACUUACGACAAUUGUAAAUAUGAUCUUCUUUACAAAAAAAAAACAAAACAAAAAAACAAAAAAAAUUCUACCAGCCCCACCCACGAAAACAUUGAAACACAUUUUGUUUUUCCCCUGACUGGUACAAAUUUUCUUCUAAAAAAAAAUCAUUUCCCCUUCCCCCUCUCCUCCCACUGAAAACAACAUCAAACCCACACUACACACACACACACAGAUCUACCUCGUUGUUGAUUUGUUUCUCUCUUGACCCAUUGAUUCAGUUCCAAUCCGUCAGAUUUAUUAUAUAUUAUUCUGCUACCGCCGCUCUGUCUACCUCGAUUAUCUUUGUGUCUUUCCGCCCACCACAGCCACCUCCCCCACUGAUUUUUCUUUUCUUUUUCUGUACACACACACACACACACAUCUCCCUGACGUUUUUUUUUUUUUUAGUUCUCCGAUUAUUAAUUACGAUGUUCAGGGAUCGCCAUUCCGACGUUACCCGUUCAAAACGAAGAAGAAAAAAAGCUCAAAAGAUUUUCAUCCUUAAUUGGUUUAAUUUUUUACACACACACAGCCCUCCUCCUCAUCGUCUUUUACAACCUCCUACAACUCCAUUUAUUGACAAUACCUCCGGCCUCUCUGAAAAACACGAAACAAACUCGCUCAAUAGAACUUUGUAAUUAUUCCGACCCCACACAAUUACCUUUGCUGAAAAACAAGUUCCUUCUGGUUGCUAAGGGCUCAUUUUUUUUUUUGUUGUUGUUGUUGCGUGUACCACCUUCGACUCUUACUCAGGUGAAAACGACACGAGGAACACACUCAAGUAAUCCACCAAUUUCUUUUUCUCUCCUCCCGAAAUCCAUCCGCAUUGCCCACGUGUGGGUGGAAAGUCUUAUGUUUUAGGAUCUAUGAUUUUCAAACAUGCAAACAGUUUCAAAGAAAAGAAGGAAAAACACAAUCAGUACCUGAAUCCACAAACUUCUGUAUAAACAUGUGCAUUUUUCUCUAUCUCGCUACACUGUCGUCUGCUGCUAAAAAUCAUGGUUUUGUGUGUAUACGCUACGCUGCUCUGAUUAUUUUUCGUCUACGGGCAACUGAUUAAAUUCUUUUAUUAUUAUUAUUAUUAUUAUUAUAUAUCCCUCUUCCGAAUGUAAUGGAUACAUGAAAUGAUGCAAAUUGGAUUUUCGUAUGUCUGUGGACCCAGCAACUCGCUAAUUUUCGUGUGCGUGUAUUUGCCCAUCUUAUUGAUCGUCUUUACGUUUGAUCAUUUCGUUGUUGGCUUAUUCUCUAUCGUGUAUCUGCAUUCUUCAUUCAUUUUUUUUUUUCACCUUCAACCCCUUGUCAAAGUUACCUGUUUCGAUUCGGCAUCAGACGCCACUACCACACGUACGGUUUAUCGGUCUUCAUGCUCAGGUUGGAGAAAAAAAAAAUAAAGAAAUAAUUUCAUCUGUUUACACGUAAAAUUUUGUAAUACGUAAUACAUCGUGUACAUCAAA